AUGGCACCAGCACAGAUCUACCAGAGAAUGUCAGAGUUCGUUAACGCCAUCAAGAUUUCAAAUUCCGCCAACAUGGCACUCCCCCACGGUUACUACAUCAGAUACGAGGAUGUGCAAGCCAACUACAACGUCCGUAUGGACUACCACCCCACUAAGCAGGCCCUAGUGGCUCUCGGACUGACGCUCUCCUAUUUCGACCUCUGUAUGCAUCUGUUCGACGUGUUUAACGGGGGCAUUGCCCUUCAAGCCCUCGUGCUCGCAAACUGCGAGUUUCGCGCGAACACAUUCUCACACAUCACUAGCGUUACGCUCAGUAGAUUGAGCAUCAACAACGUCUCGCUGUACCAGACCCCUGUACUCCUGGAUCCAACGAAGCCGUGGCCUAAGAUCCCGGGCUACUGGCACAACGUGCUGCCUAUUCUUGCACACCAGGGAGCUAUUGAGGAAUGCGAGCUAAAGGAUCUGAGAGACGGCUUUACUUUGACAUCCCCCGAACACUGGGCAGGGCUCAACCUUCGCUGUAGAGGCAAGGAGACUAUUAAGCUCGCCUUGAUGAAUCUAGCUGCAGGCUGGCGGGAUGCUGCAAUCUUUAUGCGCCACCCAGUCAACGCAAUGGAUGAGGAACUGGAGGCUCCCCGUGAUGAGCAUGUCGCUGUCGAGCUCGCCGCUGCCGAUGAAGAGGAGGAAGAAGAAGAAGAAGAAGAAGAAGAAGAAGAAGAAGAAGAAGAAGAAGAAGAAGAAGAAGAGGAGGAGCGGUCGGUCCCCACGAAGAGCGACCACAGUUGCAAGAAGUGUCGCAAGGACAAGAAGGGAUGCGACAAGACCAUCCCCAUCUGCGGAAGAGCGAGUAGCUGGCGUAUAGGCGUCGAACUACACUACAGAACCUCGAGUGCACCGUCAGUGAAGGCAUCGAGGGGACUGAGAGCGACCCAAGCCAUACAGGAGAAGGUUCAAUGA
Messenger RNA from Aureobasidium pullulans EXF-150, 957 nucleotides. RefSeq lists its product as uncharacterized. Bases 1 to 957 code for a protein of 318 amino acids. Gene Ontology annotation, molecular function: zinc ion binding; DNA-binding transcription factor activity, RNA polymerase II-specific. The record is from RefSeq and is a predicted model, not a curated record. Lineage: Eukaryota; Fungi; Ascomycota; Dothideomycetes; Dothideales; Saccotheciaceae. Gene Ontology annotation, biological process: regulation of DNA-templated transcription. The transcript is spliced from 2 exons.